Messenger RNA from Culex quinquefasciatus (southern house mosquito), 478 nucleotides. RefSeq lists its product as uncharacterized. The transcript has 2 exons. Bases 22 to 453 code for a protein of 143 amino acids. The record is from RefSeq and is a predicted model, not a curated record. NCBI's taxonomy places the organism in Eukaryota, Metazoa, Arthropoda, Insecta, Diptera, Culicidae.
ACAUUUUGUUCAGUGUGGAUAAUGACAGUUAAGAACUGUCACUUGUUUGUUUCCUUCGUUUACAAACUGUCACCGCUCCAAUAUUUUUCGAGCUUGAGGAAUUUUUUUCACUUGCGGAACCGAUCCUCGCAACAACCAUCCCCGCAAUCCACCAGCAAUCUGUGCAAGAAGCCCAGUGCGGAUCUGCGCUCCGACCCAGAGUUGCCGACACGACCAUCGACUGCCUCGGACUUGAGAUUUCACCGGAGGUCGAUCCGACGGUGCGGAUUUGCGCCGGUUGUGCCGAACGCGUCAACGCGCAGCAUGCCUUCCGGACGCGAGACCUGCACUGCAACAGUUACGUCGAGAACGGGCUGGAGGACAAGGAAGACGAGGACGUGUGCCGGUUCUGCUAGAAGGCGGAUGGCGGGGCGGCGUUGGUCGAGCUAUUUCCGGGCGGCGGCGGGAGCAUAGCGGAUGAGGUGCAAACGGUGCGGGA